Molecule: messenger RNA, 19534 nt
Organism: Corticium candelabrum
Lineage: Eukaryota; Metazoa; Porifera; Homoscleromorpha; Homosclerophorida; Plakinidae
Product: hemicentin-2-like
Exons: 76
Coding region: 171-19364 (6397 amino acids)
Biological process (GO): synapse organization; homophilic cell-cell adhesion
Cellular component (GO): plasma membrane; neuronal cell body; axon
Molecular function (GO): calcium ion binding; axon guidance receptor activity
Source: RefSeq, a predicted model, not a curated record
CGGCAGGCGACGGCGGUUAGAGAAUAACAAUCAGAAGUUGGUCAUAACUAACGUCCAACAAUCAGACAGUGGGCGCUACACAUGUGUCGCAGAGAAUGAAAUUGGUCGAGACAGGAUAUCAGCCUAUCUACUUGUGAUAGUGCCACCAGUCAUUACUUCUAUGGUGCCUAAUGUUUUUGUGUCUUUUGGAAAAUGCAUUUGGUUGCCAUGUGAUACAGAAGGUGCCCCUCCACCAAACAUUGAAUGGUACAGAGACGGUGUCCGUGCCUUUACAAAUUUGCCCAAGUACCAAGUGCACGUCAAUGGUUGGCAGGUCUGCGUUUGAAUGCCAAACACCAAAAGUGAAUCUGAAACUAGAGAUCACUUGGAUGAAAGAUUUCUCUGAGAUGCUGACUAACAAUAGAAAGACUGUGAUCUCGAGAGAUAAAGCAACAUUAAGCAUUAGAGAGUUAGAGCCAUUUGAUGAGGGUGAAUAUGCUUGCAGUGCAAAGAACCUUGUCGGAAGCAACAGCUCAACAGGAGAGCUUCAUGUCAUUGUUCCUCCAGAUGUUUGCUCUCAAAACAAUUACAUUACUGUACGGCAAGGCUUCACAGCAGUUCUCAACUGCUUUGCAUCUGGUAAUCCAACGCCUACCAUAGAAUGGUUUCAAGGCUCGGAACAACUAAUCAGUGAUGGCAGAAAAUACAAUGUAUUGGGACAGGGAACUGGCACUCUUCAAAUUAUUAAUGCUCAGAAUGAUGAUUCAGGACAUUAUCAGUGUGUUGCAGUCAACCGUGGUGGUGAAAGCACAAUGAACUUUACUGUUGUUGUGUACUACUCGCCUCUUAUUGUUUCUCCACUUGUCACUCAAGAGGUUCGAUUCGACACCACAGAUUACAUGGUUGAUCAGGAUGAUCAAAGACUGUUGGGUGAUGAUAGAGUUCAAGUAUUGGAUGGUUUUGAGGUGAUCUCCUCAGCUCAGCCAGGUGAUGCAGGAAGAUAUACAUGUGUAGCUACAAACACAGUUGGUCGCUCAAGAGCGACAACCACUUUGGAUGUGAUAAUUGCUGCUCUCAUUGGAGACACGAUAAAUGGCACAGCUGUGUUGCUAUUGGUAAUACUUGAAAUUUCAUACACAGUUCCUCUCUCAAUUGAUGUUGGAUUUACACCUCAGUCAAUACUUUCUGGCCGGUGUCUAAAGCUGCAGUGUGUUGGCUCUGGCAAUCCACUGCCUGUUGUACGGUGGAGCAAAAAUGGCAUCCAGCUGCAGCAUUCAAGUGAUGUGGAGAUAUCUGACAACGGCACACGACUAACUAUAUGUUCAGUGGAAGCAUCAGAUGCUGGAUUAUACAUGUGUAUUGUUUCUAAUGAAGUCGGCCAAGCCAAUGUGUUGGCUAGAGUUGAUGUGAUUGUUCCUUUGAGGAUUGUUUCUGUACUUGAUGUAAUUGAUGGUAUUGUCGGUGCUGAUGUCUGGCUGCCAUGUGAUGCUACUGGAAAUCCACGCCCUCGCAUAACGUGGUAUAAGGACAACAAGUUGAUUAACUCCGCAGCACUGAAAUAUCAUGUUUAUACAAACGGUACUCUUCAUGUCAAAAAUUUAGGGAGCGUUGAUUCUGGUGUCUACAAGUGUGUGGCUACUAAUGUUGGUGGAGAACAUGUCAAUGUGACUGUAGACGUUCAUUUUGGUCCAACGUUUACUACUACCAGUCUUACGUACAACUUGUUGGUUGAUAGUGAUGCUGUCUUUAUUUGCUCUGUUUCUGUGAAUCCAUCUCCUGUUAAUUUUGUCAUCCCUCUCGUUAGCUAUUCCCCUCGUCUAGAUUAUGGUGGAUACCAACCGCAGUCUCGUGGUGUGUAUCAAGGCAGAGGUGGUGGCGGAGGACCAGGAUAUGGAGGUCAGUCUCAGUAUGGAUCUGGUGAACCAUACUAUGGCGGCGGCGGUGACUCAGUUGGAUGUGGAGGACCACCGCCACCAAGAGGAGGAGCCUAUAGUGCCAAUAGAGGAGGUCUAGGACACUCAUAUGGUCGAGGAGCCGGUGGCUCUCAAAUGGGAGGCCGAGGUCGAGGAGGUGGUUUUUCAGGGGGAAGAGGAGGCAGAGGUAGAGGAAUGGAUGGGGAAGAGGUGGUUAUGGCACAGGAGGAGGAGGUCGUGGUGGUUAUAGCUCAGGAGGUCAUGGCAACUACAUGGGACAUGGAGGCUAUCGCUGACAACUUUAGUGAAACUGACCUUGAACUGAGUGUUUUGUCAAUGAACAGAGCACAGCUCUUGCACAAAGCCACAAUCGGCGUUGUGUUCUUUUCGCUCUCUCAGCUCUCCAGUCCAAUCGCAUCCGUGUGUAGACUGGUCACACUUUAUGAUCAGAUCUUGAAUUUCUCGGUCGCGUUUCUUGUCAGGGAAACAGUCCCGAACGAUAACCUCCUUGCGACACUGUGGACACUGAAGUUUAUCGCCUCUGGCGGAAGCCAGCAAGCAAUCAUGGCAGAACUCGUGCCCGCAUUUGGUGAGCGUUGCGUGUUUGAGGACAUCGUGACAAAUAGGACACUUGUGACUGUCGUCGAGGCAUUUUACGAAAACUACGUUUUCGGCCAUGCGUUUGUCAAAUAUGCGGGGGAGCUGGAAAAAGCCCGGACUGCAUGUGAACGAAUUUUUUGUCUACUCUCUUGCGUCAUGACGAUAUCGAGGCUGCAAGCGACUCAGUGCUUCUGUCUCGUACUGCUCUGGUGGUGUCCGUCAUCGCAGCAGCAGACAGAUGAUGUAGACCGAGUGGUACCGUAUUCAACCCAGGAAUGGCCGCCAGCGUCACUCACGUUUGUCUUCGACAUAACGGGAAGCAUGAACGACGACUUGGAGCAGGUGAAGAAGGGCGCCAAUGCUAUCUUCCGAGCUAUUCUGUCGCAGAGUGAUCUACCGGUCCAGGAUUUUAUUCUCGUUCCAUUUCAUGAUCCAGAGGUGAACAAAAAACUGGUGACCGUGACGAGAAGUACGUAUCUGUUUAAAAAGGCAUUGGACGAUAUGUACGUGGAUGGUGGGGGUGACUGUCCCGAGAUGGCCAUAUCUGGUAUUCAGCUCGCUCUGCAAGUGAGUCGACCUGGCUCUUUUCUAUUUGUAUUCACGGAUGCCAGCGCCAAGGAUUAUAACUUGACGGAUACUGUUAUCAGUGAGAUCCAGUCAACGGGGAGUAGCGUGGUUUUUGUACUGACCGGCGACUGUGGUUAUCGCUCUGGUCCCGAGUAUGAUGCAUUCAAGAGAAUUGCUACUGCUUCCACAGGAGAAAUUUUUCAAGUGAAAAAGAAUGCUGUCGACCAAGUGAUUAAAUAUAUUGAUUUGACUGUGCAAGCACGCGUCGUCAAUCUAUUCUAUGCGAGCGGAUUGAAAGCCGGGGAGCGCACAUUCUACUUUCCAGUCGAUUCGUGUCUUUUGGAUUUAUUGGUAACAGCCACAGCCAAUGGAACUGCUGAAGAAAUCGAUGCAGUGGAAAAUGAAAUCAGAAUUCAUCUUGUGGACCCGGCAACGAAGUCAGACUAUCCUUUCGACAUCAACGAGAAGGCAGUAAAAGUUAUAAAAGUAGACAAACCAGAAGUAGGUCAAUGGAAGUUAGAAGUUAUGUCACUUCUGCCAUAUUCUGUGACUGUCAGCGGACGCUCAGUUUGUAAUUUCAAAGUGUCGUUUACGUACAAAGGAUCUCCAGGAUCUUACUAUGUUCGGCCUGUAGUUGGUCAGUCUGUGAGUAUUGUUUUAAACGCUACAGAACCACCGGGUGAUGCUACGAAUUUGACAUGUACUUGUCAGAAUGCUCAAGUCACUCAUCUUAACUUGAUGCAUCUGAAUGGAAAUCGCUUGCAGAUACUUCCUGUUGACUGGAAUGUCAGCAACUUGUUUAGUGCUCUCGACAAAACGACUUUUAUAGCCCCUAAGGAUGAGUUUCUGGUUGUAAUAGUUGGCUAUGAUGAACAUGGAUACCAUUUUCAGAGAAUUUCGUCUACAGUAGUUCCUGGUCAAGCAGAUGCUCCUGUUGCGAUAAAUCCACAGACUGGUGUGAUAUGGGCUUUUAUGGCAGAGCCUCUUGAGCUGCUCUGUCGUUUUAGCAGUAUUGUGUCUGUAACUAUAGUUUGGUACAAAAGUGGGCAGCCUUUGGACACAAGCAAUGAUCGAUAUGUGUUCUACAAUGAUGGCCGUUUGGUUAUUUUGAAUGUAACACGUGCUGAUGAGGGCAUUUACCAUUGUGAGAUACAAAGCAGAGAAGGGAAUGUCGAUGGAUUUCCUCUUAAUGUUACUAUCGCUCAAGCACCCGUGGUUAUUGAUGGACCUGUAAAUUUAUCAGUGGCUCCUGGACAUGAUGCAGUAAUUGUGUGUCAAGUCAUCGGGGCUCCUACUCCUACUGUAGAGUGGUUGAUCAAUGGAUCAGUACCUAGAUACAACCCACGUGUUGACAUAGAAAUUUUUGAAACCAUUCCAUUGGCUAUCUAUUCAAUAACCAAUAUUCGGCCAGAAGAUCAAGCUGAUCUCACUUGCCUUUCAAAGAAUAUUGCUGGGGAAACGCGUGUCACAGCAAAGAUUGAAGUCCAAGCCGGACCAAAAAUUGUGGUAUAUCCAAAACAGCUUGUGCGUCAUGAUGGCGAGAAUGCCACGUUUACUUGCAAAGGAGAGGGUCUUCCAUCUCCAACCAUUGACUGGUAUCGAGGCAACACAAGGUUGAGCAGUAUCAAGGUGUCAGUUCUCGAGAAGCAACUGACUUUAGCAUCAGUGCAAGUCAAAGAUCAAGGUGUAUACACGUGUGUUGGAACAAAUCUGUUGGGCUCUAAAAAUGAGACCGUACAUCUACAAGUCCAUGUUGUUCCUCGUAUCACAAAGGAACCUGUUGAUACCAACGUAUUAUUUAUGCAGACUGUAAUGCUCGAAUGUAUUGCUGUUGGGAAUCCUCGUCCAACGAUAGUGUGGCUACACAGAGGUGAACCACUCAAACUCGACGGCAGGCGACGGCGGUUAGAGAAUAACAAUCAAAAGUUGGUCAUAACUAACGUCCAACAAUCAGACAGUGGGCGCUACACAUGUGUCGCAGAGAAUGAAAUUGGUCGAGACAGGAUAUCAGCCUAUCUACUUGUGAUAGUGCCACCAGUCAUUACUCCUAUGGUGCCUAAUGUUUUUGUGUCUUUUGGAAAAUGCAUUUGGUUGCCAUGUGAUACAGAAGGUGCCCCUCCACCAAACAUUGAAUGGUACAGAGACGGUGUCCGUGCCUUUACAAAUUUGCCCAAGUACCAAGUGCACGUCAAUGGUACUUUACGUAUUUGCAAUGCUGCUGAGUCUGACUCAGGCACUUAUAUGUGUAUUGCUCGUAAUCGGGGAGGUACAACUAAUGCAACAACAGUGUUAGACAUACAAGUUAAGCCUACUAUUAAUCCUCGGUUGCCUGAUUUGUGGGUGCUUGCUGGAGAAACAGCAACGUUUGAAUGCCAAACACCAAAAGCAAAUCCGAAACCAGAGAUCACUUGGAUGAAAGAUUUCUCUGAGGUGCUGACUAACAAUAGAAAAACCGUGAUCUCGAGGGAUAAAACAACAUUAAGCAUUAGAGAGUUAGAGCCAUUUGAUGAGGGUGAAUAUGCUUGCAGUGCAAAGAACCUUGUUGGAAGUGACAGCUCAACAGGAGAGCUCCAUGUCAUUGUUCCUCCAGAUAUUCGCUCUCAGAACAAUUACAUUACUGUACGGCAAGGCUUCACAGCAGUUCUCAACUGCUUUGCAUCUGGUAAUCCAACGCCUACCAUAGAAUGGUUUCAAGGCUCGGAACAACUAAUCAGUGAUGGCAGAAAAUACAAUGUAUUGGGACAGGGAACUGGCACUCUUCGAAUUAUUAAUGCUCAGAAUGAUGAUUCAGGACAUUAUCAGUGUGUUGCAGUCAACCGUGGUGGUGAAAGCACAAUGAACUUUACUGUUGUUGUGUACUACUCGCCUCUUAUUGUUUCUCCGCCUGUCACUCAAGAGGUUCGGUUUGACAGUCGAGUUGUCUUUCAGUGUGUGGCAAGCGGUAAUCCACAGCCACAGAUUACAUGGCUGAAGGAUGAUCAAAGACUGUUGGGUGAUGAUAGAGUUCAAGUAUUGGAUGGUUUUGUGGUGAUCUCCUCAGCUCGGCCAGGUGAUGCAGGAAGAUAUACAUGUGUAGCUACAAACACAGUUGGUCGCGCAAGAGCGACGGCCACUUUGGAUGUGAUAGUUGCUGCUCUCAUUGGAGACACAAUAAAUGGCACAGCUGUGGUGACUGGCUCUAGAACUCUUUUACCAUGUCCAGCCAGUGGUAUUCCACCUCCUGUAAUUCACUGGGAACGAAAUGGGUGGCGUUUGGACAUCGAUGGGCGUAAAUAUCAGAUUUUUUCAAAUGGAUCUUUGCUAAUAAAUAACGUUCAAGUUGAUGACAGUGGCGAUUACAAGUGUGUUGCUACAAAUCGAGGUGGUGUUGACGUAAUAGAAAUCUCAAUAGACGUUCUUUUUCCUCCCUCAAUUGAUGUUGGAUUUACACCUCAGUCAAUACUUUCUGGCCGGUGUCUAAAGCUACAGUGUGUUGGCUCUGGUAAUCCACUGCCUGUUGUACGGUGGAGCAAAAAUGGCAUCCAGCUGCAGCGUUCAAGUGAUGUGGAGAUAUCUGACAACGGCACACGACUAACUAUAUGUUCAGUGGAAGCAUCAGAUGCUGGAUUAUACAUGUGUAUUGUUUCUAAUGAAGUCGGCCAAGCCAAUGUGUCGGCUAGAGUUGAUGUGAUUGUUCCUUCGAGGAUUGUUUCUGUACUUGAUGUAAUUGAUGGUAUUGUCGGUGCUGAUGUCUGGCUGCCAUGUGAUGCUACUGGAAAUCCACGCCCUCGCAUAACGUGGUAUAAGGACAACAAGUUGAUUGAUACCGCAGCACUGAAAUAUCAUGUCUACACAAACGGUACUCUUCAUGUAAGAAAUUUAGGGAGCGUUGAUUCUGGUGUCUACAAGUGUGUGGCUACUAAUGUCGGUGGAGAACAUACAGUCAAUGUGACUGUAGACGUUCAUUUUGGUCCAACGUUUACUACUACCAGUCUUACGUACAACUUGUUGGUUGAUAGUGAUGCUGUCUUUAUUUGCUCUGUUUCUGCGAAUCCAUCUCCUGUUGUGAUGUGGUACAAGGAUGGGUCUCGACUGUACGGCGAUAUGCGCAUUUCUAUCUCGUCAGAUGGAACGCGACUGACGGUAGCAGAUAUUCGACCGGAAGAUGCUGGUACUUAUAUGUGUGUAGCAAGCAACUACAUCAGUUCAGUGAGACAUUCGGGCACUCUGAAAGUUAUUGUAUCUGCUAGAAUUUUGUCAACUGUUGAUCAUGUUGGUGCUGUUCGUCGCCUAUCUGUGUGGUUGCCUUGUGCUGCUCGUGGAAUCCCCACUCCUCGUGUAUAUUGGGUGAGGCAAGGAGAGGAGAUUUCUAAUUCCAGUAAGUAUGUGACUUUUAACAAUGGAACGUUGAGAAUAAACAACUUGGAGACGGCAGAUGGUGGUUUGUAUCGCUGCUUUGCUACUAAUGAAGGAGGCAUGGACACAAAGAAUGUAACACUGGAUGUGCAGUACGGUCCAUAUUUCAACUUGGGUCUAGAUGAUCAAGAGGUUAUGUCUCAUAGUGAUGCCAUCUUUUUAUGUGCUGUUGAAGGCAAUCCAGUGCCUACUAUUACAUGGACUAGAGAUGGUCAAGUGCUGUCAUCUUCGGUAAACAGAAUUAGCAUCCAAUCAGACAACUCCAUACUUGUUGUGCAAGAUGCACGUCCAUCUGAUGCAGCAUACUAUACUUGUACAGCUCAGAACACAGUCACUAACAUGGCUGUUACUCACGUCAUGAGAGAAUCAUCGACAGCAAAACUGGAUGUUGUUGUCCCUCCUACUAUAAGACUUAUAGAUCGUGACGGGUUGGUUACAGUGCAAGACCAACAUCCAGCUUGGUUGCCAUGCACUGCAUCAGGCAUUCCUGCUCCAACAGUUCAGUGGUUUAAGGAUGGCAGAGAGAUUAGUGGGAUUGGCUACCAGGUUCUUUCUAAUGGCACACUUCGAAUCACAUCCGUAGGUGUGAACGAUAGUGGUGUAUACGAGUGUGUUGUAUCUAACAAAGCAGGAACGACAGAAACAAACGUUACAGUCGAUGUACAAUAUCGUCCUCAUAUCACAAAGUUGUCAGGGGAUCAGUCUGUGCUACUUGAUGGCUCUGUGACACUACAGUGUUUAGCAGAUGGCAAUCCAUCUCCUCAAAUUGAGUGGUGGUCCAGAGGACAGCAGCUAAACAACACAAUAUUGGGCAUAUCAAUAAGUGACGACGGCACUUUAUUAACUCUUGACAGCGUGAAACCAAAAAGUGCAGGCUGGUACACGUGUGUUGCAACAAAUAGCGUUGACGAACGCCAACUCACUCUCAGAUUGAAUGUCAUUGAACCUCCUGUAAUUCUUACAACUACAAGGCAGGUGUCUGUAGAAAACAAUGCAGAAGCUUACCUUCACUGUCGGGUUCGUGCCAAUCCUCUUCCAACGUACAUCUGGUUAAAAGAUGGACGGACUAUUAAAAAAUCGGAUCCUCGAUUUAAUAUUUUGACCAAUGGUACUCUGCGUAUCAGCCCCGUUUUGAUUGAAGAUGAUGGUGUGUAUGAGUGUAUUGCAUCUAAUGCUGGUGGUUCGUCAAGGAGAAACACAACAUUGAAUAUCUUGUAUCCACCACGCAUAACAACUGGUCUCUACGAUCAAUCCGUUCUUGUUGGCUCAACAGUGAAUUUCAGUUGUGUUGCUGUGGGUAAUUGGCCUCCUACCAUUACAUGGAGCAAAAAUGGACGCUUUCUAAGUGAUGGACUACUGAACGAAAUUGAAGUUGAACCUGACUAUGAUACUGAACCAGAAGACAUUGUUGCGAUAACUGCUGAUGGCACUGACCUCACUAUCUUUGCAGUAAGUACAGAAGCUACUGGGUGGUACAGCUGUGAGGCAGUGAACAGGCAGGGUGUAGCAUCAUCUUCUAGCAAGCUGGAUGUAAUUGUGGGAGCUAAAUGCUUAUCUGGUGAUCAAACUGUUGAAUUUGUUGUGGGCAGGACUGCUUUGUUUCCAUGUCGAGCGACUGGCAUUCCCCCACCUACAACAGAUUGGCAGAGAAACGGUUUAUCAGUAGCUGGACAGCUUCGGUUUCGUUCAAAUCAAACUGGCUUUUUAUCAAUUAGUGAUGUAAGGGAGGACGACGGAGGUGUGUAUGCUUGCAAAGCUGAAAAUGCCGGUGGUCAGGUGACAUGUAGAACAAGAUUAGUGAUACUGGUGCCACCCGAGAUGACAAUUUCUCAGAUGGACGAUAGAGUUCUGGUUGGAACUGAUGUCACAUUGAGAUGCGAAGCUAGUGGCAAUCCCACACCUGUUAUGUCAUGGGAGAAAGAUGGCGAGGAGAUCAUACCUACAGAGAACCUCAUAGAGAUUUCAACCAAUGGAUCUCUAUUAACCAUUAGGAAUGUGACAACUGACAAUGCUGGGUGGUAUACUUGCACAGCGUCCAACAAAGUUGGCAGAGUUCUAUCAGGAGCACGUUUAGUCAUUAUUGUGCCACCUACAGUGAGAGUAGAUGAUAGAGUGAGGUACAGAGAAGGUCGAGUUGCUUUCAUGCACUGCCGUGCUCGAGGAAUUCCUACUCCUACAGUUGGGUGGCUUGUCGAUGGUGAGCCUGCACAGGGUGUCAAUGUGCGUUACAGUGUAUUGAAUGAAGGAACAUUAAGAAUCAGUGAUCUUAGACGAAGUGAUGCAGGCACAUAUCAGUGUAUGGCAACUAACGAGGGAGGUGAUAUCCGUGGGAAUACAACUCUUGAAGUUUUAUAUCAACCACUGAUAACGACACCUCCUCGUGAUAUAACGGUCAUCGAAGGAAAUGUAGUGAAUUUCACUUGUUUUGCUGAAGGCAUUCCCAAACCUGUUAUCUCAUGGCGGAAAGAAAGGCAACGGUUGAGGAGUGUUUCUGGGUCUGUGGAGAUAUCAGAAAGUGGCAACGUGUUUUCAUUAAUUAACGUCAAUCCUACAAAUGGAGGGUACUACACUUGUCUGGCUAUGAACGAAGUGGGUGAUGACAGGAGAGCUGCUCGACUUCGGGUCUUAGUUGUUCCUGCCAUUACAACUCCACAGCAGACUGUUCGGUUUGUGUUGAAGAGACCUGCUUGGCUACCGUGUGAUGCAGAAGGCACACCAGAUCCAGUCAUUCGUUGGCUGAAGGAUGGGAUUGAUGUUAGUGAUGAAGUACGUUACCAGAUUCUGACAAAUGGCACACUCUACAUCAACGAACUGCAGUUGGGUGAUGCGGGAGUAUUUGAGUGUGUGGCAACAAACGAGGGAGGAAAGGCAUCAGUCAAUGUCACAAUUGUUGUAAUGGUUUUACCAGCCAUACAUGUCAAGCACAUAACAAGUGAAGUACAAAGUGGCAGUUCCAUCGUAUUGGAGUGCAAGGCUACAGGAAAUCCUCCUCCAGUUGUGUCAUGGGAGAAGGAUGGUACUUUAGUGUUAGAGUCGGAUGACAUUCAAAUUGAGACGGUAGCUGGUACGAGUCGUUUAACAAUCAGCAAUGCCAAUCCCUCGGAUGCUGGAGUAUACCAGUGUGUUGGUGUAAAUCGAGUUGGCAGAGAUGGAGACUCAACAACUCUUUCUGUUAUCGUACCGCCCUCCGUUUACCACGGCAACACUACGACUACAACUUCAGUAGUUGUAACUCACACGGUCUGGUUAGACUGUCGUGUGGUUGGUAUACCUCCACCGACUAUACAGUGGUACAAAUAUGGGACAGAAAUAACGUUUCCGAGCAGUAAGUAUCAACUGCACAACAAUGGCACGCUGCGCAUAAAUAAUCUCGAGGUAUCAGACGCUGGAACGUACACGUGCGUUGCAACAAACAAGGGAGGAUUUGAUGAGAGGACAGUCAAUGUGUCCAUAUUAGUUCCUGCUAGAAUCGAAGAUACCGUCCGUGUAAAUCACAGAGUGGGUGAAAUGAGGACUGUCUACAUGACUUGUAAUGCUGUUGGGAAUCCCAUACCUCAAAUACGAUGGGAGAAGGAUGGGCAAACUAUUAGUGGUUGGCCUAGACAUACCAUAUUUGACAACGGGACGUUGAGAAUUGAAAACCUGCAAGCCGAGGACGAAGGAUUGUUUCUUUGCGUUGCUCGAAACAGACUGAACACUGACGUUGUUGAGCACAAACUUGACGUCACAAUUAUCCCUGUUAUACAAGUCCCAAAACCACCUGUUACCAAUCUUGGCUUUGCGGCCUAUCUCCACUGUCCAGCUGUUGGUGAACCAAAACCGGACAUUGAAUGGCGGUUUAAAGGUUCUACUAUUGAGGAUUCGUCUCGCUAUCGGACAUUCCCUAAUGGAACUCUAGUUAUCCUACAAACAACAGCAUCCGAUGCCGGUCAGUAUACAUGUGUUGCUACCAAUCAUGCUGGUAGGGAUACAGAGUUUGUCAACCUUAUUGUUAGAAUUCCACCAGAGAUAGUCGAUUUCGAGAGAAAUUCGACUGCUGAUGUUGGACAGACGAUUGAGUUGGAAUGCGGAAGUCGAGGGAUACCUCAGCCGCAGAUCACGUGGUUGUUCGAAGGUCAGCCGGUUGAUCUUACUAAUUCUCGAUUCACUUUGGAUAGUGACGGGACAUUGAGAAUUGAGGACGUGCGCGAACAUGAUUCGGGAAUCUAUACGUGCAGAGUACAAAACCCUGCUGGAGUAGAGAACCGCUCGGCAAUCGUGGAUAUAAAAUAUGGCGCUCGCAUUGCUAGCACAUCAUAUGACACUCGCAUUGAGGUGAACAACUUGGCCACUCUGGUCUGUGUGGCCGAAGGCAAUCCCUAUCCUGUCGUGACUUGGACUAUUAACGGACAACCAAUUCCUGAUAAUUCUCGCUAUAACCAACAGGACGUUGGCACACUAGAAAUCAAUAGGCUGCGAGCAGAUGAAGGAGGAUUAUACGAAUGCACGGCCACAAAUCGACUCGGUAGCAGGACGGUCUCCGUCAAUUUGACCGUCUUAGUUCCGCCGUCGGUUAGACGUUUCGAGCCCGACGACGACGAUUCCGAAUUCGUGCGCAUUGUCACCAAGGGUCGACCGCUGUAUCUCCACUGUCUGACGUCCGGGUAUCCGCCGCCUCAAAUCUCAUGGCUGGUCAACGGCCGGACGGUCGACCCGAACGAGCCGCGCUUCACCCUCUUCCGAAACGGCACCCUACGCGUCGACCCGGUGAGCGAAGAAGACGAGGGAAGACUCGAGUGUGUAGCGAGGAACUCGGUCGGACGAACAACAAUACAUUACAACAUUACCGUUUGGCUGCCGCCUGUCAUAGCACCGACUAGCUCACAGACGGUCGACGACGGCGAGACGGUCUUCUUGGUCUGUUCUGUGACCGGCAACCCGGAACCGUCGCUUGGAUGGUUUUAUGAGGGCACAGCGGUUGCUGAGCUCGGGAUUAAGCGAGUUAGGGUGGUUAACGGUCGUUUAAAGAUACGGACGAUCAAGCUGAGUGACGCCGGGACGUACAGUUGUGUUGCAAGCAAUGAGGUUGCUACUGCAAGGAGAGAGAUAGAAGUGACCGUGAGGACUCAACCUUCUAUCAGAAAAGUGACAAAAAAUACUGUCGCUUUGCACGGUAGUGCUAUCUACUUACAUUGUCCCACCACGGGCAAUCCUGCGCCGGAAGUCACGUGGAUAAAGGACGGAAAUGUGAUUGGCUUGCCCAGCCUUCGUCACGUUUUCUUCUCUAGCAACGGGACUCUAAAGGUAAUCAGCGCGGAAACGGCAGAUUCCGGUAGAUACACGUGCAGAGCGGAAAACGUGAGAGGCGCGGCGGAAGCGAAAAUGACCGUCACUGUCUACGUGCGACCGACAAUUACAUCAGGUCUCGUUGAUACGAAAGCAAAGCUCGGUGACGACGUUAUGUUCAAGUGCGUCGCGACGGGUACACCGGUACCGCGCAUACUCUGGUUGGUCGCUCCGUUGCUGCGAAGCUCGGAACGCCUCCAUCAGAUGGGCGACGGCUCGCUCGUCUUGAGAGACGUGAGACCGUCGGAUGCCGGCCUAUUCUCGUGUGUCGCCAGAAACAAAGUGGGAGAGGUCACCGACUCUGGAACCUUGACCGUUUUAGUCCCACCGAGCAUUAACUCUGUGCCUGCUGUACGGGUUGUGCAAGGGAAUACGGCCACACUGUCUUGUCCUGCACGCGGAAGUCUUCCGAUUCGCUAUUCGUGGUCUAGGCGAGGCGUCGCCAUUCGUCCGGGUGGCCGAUAUCAAAUCGACUCGAACAGUGGCUCACUGACUAUCAGAAACACUCAGGUUCGUGAUACGGGAAUCUACCAGUGCUCGGCGCAGAACGAGGUGGGUACGGCUCAACGGGCUGUUUCACUUUCCGUUCAGUCGCUCCCGCAAAUUGUGAGACCACGUGACCAGGUUUUGACGCUCGUUGAAGGUCAAUCGGUCGAAUUAGAUUGCCAAGCCGCGAGUAGUCCACCGCCCGAGGUCGUUUGGCUGAAGAAUGGACGAAGUGUGGACGGACUGGAGCGUAUCUUCGUGUGGGAGGACUUCUCAUUGAAUGUACGAAAUCUACAGGCCAGCGACACGGGUACCUACACGUGUGUAGCCACCAAUCCGGUCGGUAACGCAACACUCGAUUACAAAGUGACCGUCCAGUUCAGUCCACGUAUUCUGAAAGGGCCGAGUACGCAGACGGUGACACUCGGAAAGAGAGUGACAUUUUCGUGCGACGUCGUCUCUCAGCCGGUAGCGCGGAUAGCUUGGCGCAAAAACGGAUUCGAUUUUGUGCCUCCUCGAGGCGUGACGUCAUAUUCAAAUGGCACGAUUGUCUUUCAGUCAGUGAAGGAGACGGAUGCCGGCUACUAUCAGUGCUCUGCAUACAAUGCACUCGGGCAAGCGUUGUCAAAAUAUGCGAACUUAAACGUUCGAUCCGGUCCGAAGAUUGUCGAUGCUCCUCGCAACCAGUCGAUUACAUUGGGCUCGACGGUCACUCUUCUGUGCUUGGCGUCCGGGCUACCGUCUCCGCGCAUCAGUUGGACUUGCCACGGAAAGCUCGUGCCGUACAACUCUGUUAGUCACUGGCGUUUACGCAACGCGCUUCAGAUACUUUCCGUCGACGAGGAAGAUGAAGGAUGGUGUUGCUGCACGGCCGCCAAUCACGUCGGGAACGAAAAGCGUUGCGCGUACAUCGACGUUAUUGCUCUUCUUCAGAUAUCACUGAAAAGCCGACGGAUCGUCGUCACUCUCGGCGGCACCGCACUGAUUGAUGCUCGCGUGACCGGAGACGGUGCUCGGACGGUCGUUUGGACAAAGAACGGUGUCAUGCUUGACCGAAGCGUCCGCCAUCGUCAUCUCUCCAACAACAGUCUUCUCAUCGAAGACGUGAAGUUAUCCGAUGCUGGACUGUAUAGGCUUUACGCUACGAACGCCGCCGGUCGCACGGAGACGUCAGUCGAGCUCAUAGUUCAUGUACCUCCUCGUGUCCAGAGCAUGCAGCCUCAGACGACUCUCGUCGGCUCCACGACAGAGUUUCGAUGCUAUGCGACUGGUCAACCGUUGCCCAUGAUAACGUGGUAUAAGGACGGACGCAAAAUCGCGACCGGUGAUCGAUUCAUCGUUACCUCGUCUGGUCUCUUGCAAAUCUAUUGGACGGAACUCAGCGAUGCGGGCGUGUACAAUUGCACUGCAACGAGUGCAGCAGGCACCGACUCUGAGGCGGUCAUUCUAUCUGUACUCGAGGCUCCGAGAAUCGGCGGGUCGUCCGAACUGAGGCAGACGCUGAGACAGAACGACACGUUGACGGUGCCGUGCGUCGCUCUCGGCAGUCCUCGACCUCGCGUGACGUGGAGAAAGGACGGCGUUCUCAUCGCCGAGAUUCGCAACGGAGGAGGUCGAGUGUACGUGGACGAGAACAACACUCUCGUUAUUCGUCAGCUACAGGCGUCCGAUGCUGGUGUGUACGUUUGCAACGCGACCAAUGCAGCUGGAACAGACUUGAAGUCGGUGUCACUGACCGUGAGAUUGGUACCGACAACGAACACUCAAGUGAUCACAUCGCGUGGAACAACCGGCAGCGUCGUCACUCUCACGUGCGUCGUGGACGGUAUCAUCAACCCUAACGUUCACUGGACCAAGGAAGGUCGUCCCUUGCCCAACGAUCCCCGAUACACAGUCAGACACAUGGUCACCGGUAGCCAACUGAUUAUAUACGACGCGAGACGAGAGGACGGAGGCAACUACGAAUGUACCGCGACGGGCACGAGAACUACAAGCACAAUCACCGACCGGGUGAUUGUAGUCAAUCGGCCGGUGAUUGCGAGCAGUCAGACGAGUCUAAGCCGUUUAGUAGGCGAUAGUAUUCAAUUGAGUUGUAUUGCCACCGGCGAUCCUACUCCCCGUAUAACAUGGUUCAAAGACAACUCUCCGAUUCAGUACGAUUCUCGCCACGUCAGCGACGGCGCCGGGAAACUCACGAUUACUAACGCGCGCUCGACCGAUUCCGGCGUCUAUUCGUGUAUCGCGUCCAAUACUCACGGUAGGGCAACGCAUUCGAUCGAAGUCGCAGUGACCGGCGGCAAUUUCAAAGAGUACCGGGUCACUUCCGGGUCGGUGGUUCGCUUCUCGUGUAGACUCAGUUUCAACGGUAUUCCGUCGAAUGAUGUACGCUGGACGCACAAUGAGAUUCCGAUUGUGAGCGGAGGUCGUUACGCUGUCAAUCCGAGCGGGAUGCUCACGAUUAGUGGUGUCACUCAAUCGGAUAGAGGGAUAUAUAGAUGUUACGCAGAGAGUUCGACAACAGGUAGAGUUAUAGGCUCGGGAUGGGAUCUACGGGUGACUACUACACAGACGGUGUCGCAGUCGCGUUCCAGCGUCAUUUACAGUCCGCAGACGAUUACCAGUGCUUCUGCGUCGGUUGGUCAGAGCGUGGCGCUAACGUGUCCGUCGUUACUAGACGAUUUGUACAUACAGUGGUACAAGGAUGGGCAGCCCGUUAUUACUGGGAGUCGCUUCUCGUUGACAUCGAGCGGAGAACUGAGGGUAAACCAACUGCAGGCGGCAGACUCCGGCUCUUACGAGUGUCGAUCUCUCAACAAUCCCUCUCGUCGACACACCAUCGUUCUCGAUGUUAGAGGAGUCACUCUUGAACGUCGUCCUCUCAUCAGCAGUUCCGACAGUCAAGUAUCCGCCGCUGUGGGGGCUACCGUCCGCUUACCAUGCUCGGCUACCGGUUAUCCUCAACCGGUUGUGAGAUGGCGGCGAGGCAAUAAUAUGAGUCUGCCCGGUGGGAACAACCGAUUCUCUAUUACAUCAGACAAUACUCUGCAAAUUCGAUAUCUCUACGCGUCCGAUGCUGGAGCGUAUACUUGUACGGCUACCAAUGCUGUCGGCUCAGCCUCUCACAAGGUUACGGUCUCCGUUGAAGGUCCACCCAUUAUUGUGUCUUCACCGAAGCGUGCUCAUGUAGCAGCUGGCAGUUGUGCUCGUCUGACGUGUGGUGCACGCGGCUAUCCUCUCCCCUCUAUUUAUUGGUUUGUCGAAGGCGUCAAGAUCGAGAGCGUGGGGAAGUACAGCAUCAGUGAUGGUCGAGCUCUCACUAUUUGUCAGACAGACUGUGAUGAUGCAGCCAUAUAUGAAUGCCAGGCAUCGAACGCAUAUGGCAAUGUUUCAGCAGUAGCAAGUCUAACGGUUGCAGCACGUCCGACGGUCAUCGAGGGACCAGAAGCAGAAACAGUGAGUUUGGGAUCGGAUCUAUCUCUACUCUGUGCAGUGGCCGGAUGUCCAGUUCCCACUGUUUCUUGGUCAAAAGAUGGCAGCACUCUAACGACGUCAGGUAGAAUGGUGGUGACGGCUGACGGUACACUGAGUAUCAGUACUGUAUUGAGGAGAGACUCUGGGCGGUACACGUGCACUGCUAGCAACACAUAUGGAAAGGCAGUCUCCAGUGCUGAAGUUGUCGUAACAGCUCUGCCUACCGUGUCAUUGAGUCGUGGUCACACGACUGCUACUGGAGAGAUGAUGUCUCUACACUGCAUCACGUCGGGAUCUCCAGCUCCCGUCAUAAGAUGGUUAAAAGAAGGCAUUCAGAUUAACACAGACGACAGCUCUCGAUACAUUCUGUACGAAAACGGCACGUUGACUAUUGAUUCUUUACGGUUACAAGAUGAAGGCAACUACACUUGCAUCGCCAGCAACACCAUCGGUGCUGAUUCUGAUGUCAUUAGUAUUGCUGUUGAGGAUAAGUUGAGGUGUAGAGCAUCGCCGACUCGGCAGGAGGUUGUGGAAGGCAGCACGGUGCAGCUUUCUUGUAUCAGUGAUGGUGACGUAGAAUGGGUGAAGGAGGACCAGUUUGUUAGCACAAACCAGACGUUGACACUCGUUGGAGUCGAUACGAGCACAGCAGGUCAGUAUGAGUGCAGAAGUCAGUCUGACUCUGGUAACUGUACAGCCACAGCUUCGUUGGCAGUAACAAGUCGACUUGUCUCAGCAUCAGCAGUUGAUUACAUUACAGUUGAUGUUGGAGAUACGGUAACAUUUCCUUGUGCUAUUGAAGUAGCAGAGGCUUCGCCACCCGAAUGGUUCAAAGAUGGCAGCAGUUUGGAUACACAAGGACGAAUCACUGUGACAGCCAAUCGUUCCAUUGUGCUAUCCAACACACAGAAAGACGACGAGGGUAACUUUACAUGUCAAGGGCGUACUGGAUUGGGGGUAGCACAGUACACAGUGAUACUAACUGUGCAAGUUCCAGGAUAUUCCGUUUGGAAUAUGAGUGGUGCAGUUCGUGGGUCUAUCAAUGGUGAAAUUAUCAACAGUCCAUUGGAUGGAAAUGUAUCUUUUCGGCAUGGCACAGUGGCAACCAAAGUAUCACACGACUCUCCCUCUUUGUCGUCAAGUCUUGGUCUGUUGAUGCCAGUGUUGGCAUUUCCACUGGGAUGGCUAGUUGGAGUAGAAAAGAAUGGUGCAAGAAAUGGUCUUGCACUGACCAACGGGUCAUUCCUAGUUAACAGUGUUGUUCUCUUCCCUCAAAGUGAACGUUUGGAAAUAACACAGACAGUUACGAGAGAUGAAGACACACACGUUAAGGUUGAAAUCGUACUGAGAGGCAACGUUACACGAUAUAGAGGAAUUCCUCAUAUUGCCGCAUCAGACUACGUUGCUGUGCAGAGUGGUGACGGUCAAAUCAGCUUUAUUUCAAACCAUUUGUUCAGAGUGUCUAGUGUGAAUGGAGAACAAGCAUAUAGAGCCUACACAGACAUCACUUAUUCAAACGAGACUUUGUCGUUACCGCGAAGAACACAAGAGCUACUCAUUCUCAAGACAAAGUCAGCCAUCAACAGACGAGCAGUGGAUUUUGAAAUCAGUUGUGAAAACAGACUGGGUGGUAGAGAUUGUCCAAAUGGUUUUGAAGACAGCACUGAUGGCUACUGUCAAGAUGUCGAUGAAUGUGCCGCAGGCGUAUGCGAUCAGAGAUGCGAGAACCUUCCCGGAGCAUACAGAUGUUGGUGUGACUCUGGUUAUGCUUGGAAUCCUUCGACCGUCAGUUGCGAUGAUAUGGAUGAGUGUCAACGCUUCCCUUGUGACCAAAGUUGCGAGAACACAAACGGCAGUUACACGUGUGAUUGCAUUGCAGGAUACAAUCUCGGACACGACGGUGUCUCUUGUGAAGAUGUGAAUGAGUGUGAAACAAAUCCAUGUGAUUAUGGCUGUGUAAACGAGCUCGGAAGCUACAGAUGCACGUGUCCUAGUGGAUAUCUUAUAAUGGGACACAACCUGUGUCAAGAUCUCGAUGAGUGUGCUUUGUUGCAACCGUGUGAUUACCAGUGUGAGAACAUGGAAGGAUCUUUCAAUUGUAGUUGUCCGGAUGGAUAUCGAACUGGCGACGACGGCAGGACUUGCAUAAAUAUCAACGAGUGUGAAGAGAAUAAUCCAGACUGUGCAAACCAAUGCUUCGACACAUACGGAUCAUACCAAUGCAUCAGACAGGCUUGCCCCGACAACUACCCAUUGAAACAAGAAGGAUUAUGUCUGAGGAACUGCUCGGAUUCGGAGGUGCCCUGCAAUGGGGCCGUCGUCUUAAAACCUCUAGCUCUAAAGCGUCAUCACCCAUAUAAUACGUCCGUAAUGGCGCUCACUGCGCUCGAUCGAUUCGGACGAGAAUCGAGUGGCAAGCGUCUGUAUCAGUUUGCUCAGGGAAACGACAACGGUGCGUUUGCUGUGCAAGAGGAGAGUGACGGCAGCGCAUCGCUCGUGCUUGUAAGAGACUUGGAACCGGGUUCUCUUCGCUUGCAAGUACUCGUGUUCUCGUUCCUCGACGACAGCACGGUUGACACCGUGACUGUACACCUCAGUCUCGUCUUUGUGUCACAAUAUGCAUUUUAGUAAAGAAGGAAUCCACGUUAGUCAUAUCUAUUGAAGAACAUGCCGAGAGACAAGAGAUGUCAUAGCACAGGGGAUGAUUGGUAUUACAUGUGUCAGUAGAGUGAGGAUCUCCGGGUCAAUGUCGUAGUCAUGCACUUAAUACAAUACAAUACAACAGAGUGGUCAUACUA